Molecule: messenger RNA, 256 nt
Organism: Medioppia subpectinata
Lineage: Eukaryota; Metazoa; Arthropoda; Arachnida; Sarcoptiformes; Oppiidae
Source: the annotation of a GenBank genome assembly
AUGAAUCUUUUGCGAAGGAUUCAGACUACGUUUAGCCGUAACCCAGUCUCUUACGUAAAAUACUUGUUACCGAAUUUCACAAAUUUGCGGAACACCGUGAAAAUGCCGUUUUUGGACGCAUUUAUCAAAGAAGUGAUGAGAGUUAACUGUUCGGUCACGCGAAUUGAGAGACACUACGAUUGACACUCAUUAAGAGGGCAUUCAUUUACCUAAAGGCACACCUAUUUUAAUACCCAUUUGGGCAUUUCAUUUAGAC